UAUAAGUCCGCCUCAUUAUAUGUUAUCUCUAAACACAAACACAGUCCACAAAAGCUUUCUCAUUUCCCUGAAUUUUUAAUUUUCCUGAUUACCCAAAAAAAAAAAAAAAGAAAAAAAAAAAGGGGUCAAAUUCUCUUUCAAUUUUGAUUUUUCUUUUCCAUGUCUAAAUAAAAUUUAGAACUUUGAAGAACCCAAAUCAAAUUUUAGAGAGAGAGAGAGAGAGAGAGAGAUGCGAAGCCACGGAUUAACGAUGUCAGGAAGCGAUUCCCGCUUCUUCUCCUUCCCAGUGAAACCCGUUAACAAAUCGAUACCCGACCCGAAUCACAACGUCCUUUUCUUUCCGGCCCACCACCACAGACCCAUCAUCUUCACCACCACCACCACCCGGGAUUCAAUCGGAACCGUCAGAGUCAAAGCCACAGUCAACGAUGGGUUCGUAUUCUCCGAGGCUGCCGAGCUGAGCUUCUACGAGCUUCUGGGUAUUCCUGAAUGGGGAUCUUUGGUAGAUAUCAAGCAGGCCUAUAAACAGCUCGCGAGGAAGUACCACCCGGAUGUUUCUCCUCCGGGUCGGGUCGAGGAGUAUACCCAGAGGUUCAUUCGUGUUCAGGAGGCGUAUGAGACUCUCUCUGAUCCCAGGAGGAGAGCUUUGUAUGAUAGGGACAUGGCUAAGGGUAUUCACCUCGCUUUCUCUGCCAGAAAACGAUACCAAAAAGAUGAGGGCAUGGAGGAGAAGAGUGAAUGGAAAUAUCGUUGGCAAUCUCAGCUGUCAGAGCUUAAAAGAAGAAGCACGAACAAGGAUAUGACGGGAAACAUGUCAUGGGGAGCUCGAAUGCGGCGCCGUAGGGAAGAAUCCUACAAUGGAUUAUAGAUAGGUCCUCUUUUCAUCUUUGUAUAUACCCAUUCAGUCCACGUAUCUUCCUACCUCUGCAUAUAUAAUCUGCUUUCCAUUGGCUCUACCAAUAAAGAGAAAAAGUACUUCCAUAUGCCAAACAGAUGGCUUAGUUAAACCAAAAAAAAAGAAUGUGAAGUUUAACCUCUAGCCAUGUUAAACAUAAUUAUAGGAAAACUAUAGUGUACAUAUAUGGUUAUGAGAGUACUUUUUUCCCUUUUUUCUUAGAGUCAUCAACAAUUUUCUGUGUUCCUUUUGUUCAUGUGGGGAGUGAAUGUUGUGAAUAUGACUCAAUUUUGAUGCAAUUAAUCUGGUUUUUAUGGGUU
Ziziphus jujuba (common jujube) is the source of this 1215-nucleotide messenger RNA. RefSeq names its product chaperone protein dnaJ 20, chloroplastic. Gene Ontology annotation, cellular component: chloroplast. Bases 230 to 868 code for a protein of 212 amino acids. The transcript has 2 exons. The record is from RefSeq and is a predicted model, not a curated record. Lineage: Eukaryota; Viridiplantae; Streptophyta; Magnoliopsida; Rosales; Rhamnaceae.